Molecule: messenger RNA, 2357 nt
Organism: Mytilus californianus (California mussel)
Lineage: Eukaryota; Metazoa; Mollusca; Bivalvia; Mytilida; Mytilidae
Product: allene oxide synthase-lipoxygenase protein-like
Exons: 16
Coding region: 488-2251 (587 amino acids)
Biological process (GO): lipid oxidation
Molecular function (GO): oxidoreductase activity, acting on single donors with incorporation of molecular oxygen, incorporation of two atoms of oxygen; metal ion binding
Source: RefSeq, a predicted model, not a curated record
UAUUAACUGCAUAGGCUCAGUUUAUCCGUAAGUUACAAAAACACUGUUUGGUGCAAUCUGUACGGCAAAUUUAAGAACUGUUAUAUUUCAGUGAAAUUCCAGGCAAGACAAUGUAUCAGUAUCUUUCACGUAAAGUUAAAUGGUUAGUAUGGUAUACCAAAUAUAAAACGAAUAUUGGAUCCAAGAAGCAUUCAAUAACAAUGUCACUGGGUAGCUUUGAGAAGGUCAGCAAGUAGGAACUACCGAUGUCUAUAUAAGUGCUUAUGGAAAUGGUGCCAAGGCUAAUUUCGAACCACUUCAACUAAACCAGUCAGAUUCAAAUGGUCUUCGCAAUUUCGAUACAGUGUCUGAUGUUGUACUACCAUUCGACAUUUCAACUCUAACAUUACAUAGACAUGAUAGAGACGGAGCCUGUACAUCUAAAUGGUUCGUUCGCUGGAUCGAAAUCGAUAAAGGAAAACAUCAUCGAUUUCCUUUCUUCAAAUGGAUGAAACAAAAUACCUAUUCAAGUCGGAGCGACACGCUACUGCCUCAAGACGAAGGCAGUCAGUAUAAUUCAGAUAUCAGAGGAAUACAUCUUGCUAAUAAACGACUCCAGUAUGAAUUUGAACUGUACCAAGCUGAUCCAAAUGUACCUGUUAUGAUUACGAAACUGCCAAAAGAAGAAUUUUCGUGGUACUACUAUUUGACAAAUUUAGUUUUUCCUGAAAUUAAAAUGACCGUAUCUGCAGCAAUCCUUAAAAUUGGAUCUACAGAGAGGUGGCCUUCAUUUGCCAAAAUGAACAAAGCUUACAGACUGUAUUUCAAAAGACCAGCAGGCAUGGACCACUGGGACAAUGAUAUGCAUUUCGCUCAGCAGAGACUUAAUCAAUGCAACUGGUCAUUAAUAGAGCGAGUAGUCAGCAAAGAUGUUCUAGGGAAAAUGAUGACUAUUGAUGAAAAUCGGUUGAAACAGCUUAUGAAUGCUGAAAUCAGCGACAUGAUUUCUGAAAAUAGACUGUUCAUCACCAACCUCAGAUUAACAGAGGACUUAAAAAUUCCUAGUCCAGUAGUUUUAUUCCAACAGACAGCAGACUCUGGUUUUCUUCCUGUAGCUAUUCAACUGAAUCAACCUUGUGAUAAUAAAAGUAAACCCAAUACUGUAUUUUAUCCAGACGAUUCAAAUACUUGGAAGCUAGCUAAGAUGUGGGCAAAUUUAGCAGAUGCCUCGAUUUAUCUAGGAGUUGUCCAUUUAGGGCUUACUCACUUAUUGAUGGAAAGCGUCGACAUUUGUUUAAACCGACAUCUUUCUACAAGACACCCAAUAUACAAAUUGCUGGCUCCACAUUUUUACUUUAAUCUAUUGAUCAACAAUACAGCACGCGACAAGUUGUUGGGUCCUGGUGAAUACAUUGACAAAACAAUGACAAUUCAGACGGAAGGAGUUGUAUGUAUGCUUGGAAAAAAAUUGAAGGAUUGGAGAAUGGAUAUUGAUGGCACGCUACCAGCAGAUCUCAGAAAAAGAGGUCUUUUAUGCCCUGACGAAAAUGGAAAUGAAAAGGUCAACAUACCUGGGUUUUUCUUCGCAGAAGAUGGUUUGAAAAUUUACCAUGCUGUCAGAGAGUAUGUAGAUGACUAUGUUAAAUACUAUUAUACCGGGGAAGAUGACAAUGAUACAACAAAUAGAUUGUUAAAGGACAGUGAAAUACAGUCUUUUUGUAGAGUAUUAAUGAAACCGCGUGCAGCUGAGAAUGGAGGUAUCGGAAUUAAUGGUGUUCCAAGUACAGAUGGCAGAUUUAUGGAAAUUGACCAACUUACUGAUACCUUAACAUCAAUUAUAUUCAUAUGUACAGUUAUGCACGCAGCUACGAAUUUUCCACAGUAUGAUGAAUAUGGAUUCCCGCCAAAUUAUACAACAACUCUACACAAAGACCCACCUACUAAUGAUAAAAAGUUAUCUGAACAAGAUUUAUUAGAUUGUCUUCCAUCAGUCAAACAAACGUUCGACAUCAUGAAGAUAUUCACACUUCUCAGUCAAGAAACAACACUACCGCUCGGACAAUUUGAGGUUCAAUAUAUAGAAGAUCAAGGUGCACUCGAAAUUCUUGAAAAGUUUAGAGAUAACUUGCAUAGAAUUGAAGGGGAUAUUAAAAGACGCAACGACAAAAUCAUAGAAGAAAAUGAAAACAGGAGUAAGGAAAACAGGAGCAUAGUUCAUUAUCCGUAUAGUAGACUUUUACCAAAAAAUAUUCCGAAUUCAAUUGCAAUUUGAAAAAAAAUCAGUUACUUUGAUUACACAGUUAAAUCACUAUACUAUGUACUAUCGCAAAUAUAUGUGGAAUUGUAACAUGUUUUGAAUUAAUAAAAUGUUUGAUGUA